GCGCGUCGGGGGGCGGGACUCUCUGGCCAAGCUCGGCGCAUCAUUGGGCGGCGGACGGCCCCUCGGCUCCGGGGUAGGCUGAGACGGGAGGGUCCUCAGCUAAAGCCAAAAGCAGAUCAAAGUGGUGGGACUCGCGUCGCGGCCGCGGAGACGUGAAGCUCUCGAGGCUCCUCCCGCUCUGGGUCGGCGCUCUCCCUCGCUCUCCUCGCCCUCCACCCCGGCCCCGGCCCCGCGCCCGCCAUGGAGAAGACUGAGCUGAUCCAGAAGGCCAAGCUGGCCGAGCAGGCCGAGCGCUACGACGACAUGGCCACCUGCAUGAAGGCAGUGACCGAGCAGGGCGCCGAGCUGUCCAACGAGGAGCGCAACCUGCUCUCCGUGGCCUACAAGAACGUGGUGGGGGGCCGCAGGUCCGCCUGGAGGGUCAUCUCGAGCAUCGAGCAGAAGACCGACACCUCCGACAAGAAGUUGCAGCUGAUUAAGGACUAUCGGGAGAAAGUGGAGUCCGAGCUGAGAUCCAUCUGCACCACGGUCCUGGAAUUGUUGGAUAAAUAUUUAAUAGCCAAUGCAACUAAUCCGGAGAGUAAGGUCUUCUAUCUGAAAAUGAAGGGUGAUUACUUCCGGUACCUUGCUGAAGUUGCAUGCGGUGAUGAUCGAAAACAAACGAUAGAUAAUUCCCAAGGAGCUUACCAAGAGGCAUUUGAUAUAAGCAAGAAAGAGAUGCAACCCACACACCCAAUCCGCCUGGGGCUUGCUCUUAACUUUUCUGUAUUUUACUAUGAGAUUCUUAAUAACCCAGAGCUUGCCUGCACGCUGGCUAAAACGGCUUUUGAUGAGGCCAUUGCUGAACUUGAUACACUGAAUGAAGACUCAUACAAAGACAGCACCCUCAUCAUGCAGUUGCUUAGAGACAACCUAACACUUUGGACAUCAGACAGUGCAGGAGAAGAAUGUGAUGCGGCAGAAGGGGCUGAAAACUAAAUCCAUACAGGGUGUCAUCCUUCUUUCCUUCAAGAAACCUUUUUACACAUCUCCAUUCCUUAUUCCACUUGGAUUUCCUAUAGCAAAGAAACCCAUUCAUGUGUAUGGAAUCAACUGUUUAUAGUCUUUUCACACUGCAGCUUUGGGAAAACUUCAUUCCUUGAUUUGUGUUUGUCUUGGCCUUCCUGGUGUGCAGUACUGCUGUAGAAAAGUAUUAAUAGCUUCAUUUCAUAUAAACAUAAGUAACUCCCAAACACUUAUGUAGAGGACUAAAAAUGUAUCUGGUAUUUAAGUAAUCUGAACCAGUUCUGCAAGUGACUGUGUUUUGUAUUACUGUGAAGAUAAGAAAAUGUAGUUAAUUACAAUUUAAACAGUGUUCCACAUAACUUCUUAAUUUCUACAUUCCCUCCCUUACUCUUCAGGGGUUUCCUUUCAAUAAGCAACUUUUCCAUGCUCUUAAUGUAUUCCUUUUUAGUAGGAAUCCAGAAGUAUUAGAAUGAAUGGAAAAGCACUUGCCAUCUCUGGCUGGGGUCACAAAUUGAAAUGGCUCCUAUAUCACAUAAGGAGGUCUUGUAUAUCUGUGGCAACAGGGAGUUUCCUUAUUCACUCUUUAUUUGCUGCUGUUUAAGUUGCCAACCUCCCUUCCCAAUAAAAAUUCACUUACACCUCCUGCCUUUGUAGUUCUGGUAUUCACUUUACUAUGUGAUAGAAGUAGCAUGUUGCUGCCAGAAUACAAGCAUUGCUUUUGGCAAAUUAAAGUGCAUGUCAUUUCUUAAUACACUAGAAAGGGGAAAUAAAGUACACAAGUCCAAGUCUAAACCUUUAGUACUUUUCCAUGCAGAUUUGUGCACAUGUGAGAGGGUGUCCAGUUUGUCUAGUGAUUGUUAUUUAGAGAGUUGGACCACUAUUGUGUGUUGCUAAUCAUUGACUGUAGUCCCAAAAAAGCCUUGUGAAAAUGUUAUGCCCUAUGUAACAGCAGAGUAACAUAAAAUAAAAUUACAUUUUAUAAACCAUUUACUAUGGCUUUGUAACAAUUGCAUACCCAUAUUUUAAGGGACAGGUGAAUUUACUACUUUCUAAAGUUUAUUGAUACUUCCCUUUUAUGUAAAAUGUAGUGAUACCUAUAUUUCUGCAUUGUGCAUUGUGACACACUUGUCUAGGGAUGCCUGGAAAUGUAUAAAAUUGGACUGCAUUUCUUAGAGUGUUUUACUAUAGAUCAGUCUCAUGGGCCAUCUCUUCCUCAGAUGUAAAUGAUAUCUGGUUAAGUGUUAUAUGGAAUAAAGUGGACAUUUUAAAACUA
This is a messenger RNA of Piliocolobus tephrosceles (Ugandan red Colobus), 2278 nucleotides long. RefSeq names its product tyrosine 3-monooxygenase/tryptophan 5-monooxygenase activation protein theta (gene YWHAQ). The record is from RefSeq and is a predicted model, not a curated record. The transcript has 6 exons. NCBI's taxonomy places the organism in Eukaryota, Metazoa, Chordata, Mammalia, Primates, Cercopithecidae. The coding region runs from base 241 to 978 and encodes 245 amino acids.